Alligator sinensis (Chinese alligator) is the source of this 1868-nucleotide messenger RNA. Its product is annotated as tigger transposable element-derived protein 4-like. The record is from RefSeq and is a predicted model, not a curated record. Gene Ontology annotation, molecular function: DNA binding. NCBI's taxonomy places the organism in Eukaryota, Metazoa, Chordata, Crocodylia, Alligatoridae. Gene Ontology annotation, cellular component: nucleus.
GCCUAUAUAAGCAGGCGGCGGGCGGGUGUGCGGCCUUUCCCUGCGGUGCGAGCGGCUACAAAGAAUGGAGCGAAAGGCAGCCUCGCCCUGAAAACGAGAAGCCGGGGAAAGGAAUGUGAACACUACAAACUUGGGAGGUUUCCUCCAAAAACUCAGAAAAAUGUGACUACAAUACGGGCCGAAAAGUCUUCAUCCUAGAAGUCAGGUUCACUCGAGGAAGACAGUAUUGAUUUCUUUUGAAAUGUAAUGCAAAGCUGUUGAAGGUAAGUAUUAUGACAUCUUUUAGUACCAAGAAUAAAAUACUCCAGGCACAAUGUGUUAGCGAAAUGGCUGGUGCCAGUGAGUUGGAAUACAAAAACUAGAGUUGAAGUAGCAUCUGAGGUCUGGUCGUUUAAAGGACAUGGACAAGUCAAUAAAAAAGAAACUAACAGCUAUACAGUCGAUGCCUGUUGGCAGCAACACUGGGUAAGAGCAACAGCUACCUACCAGCCACCUUUCCCCUGGCAAUGUUUUUCCUGCCAUGCAUCUUCUGUCUGGUAACAGCAACACAGCUGCUGCUUAAGAGCAACACUUGUGGAUCAGGAGAUGCUUGACCUCGCUGUGCUUAGCAGCCUGCGGACACCAUGCCAAGAAGUCUCUCCCUUAAAGAGAAAGUUGAGAUUAUUCAGGCCUGUCAAGUUCCUGGAGCCAGUCAAAACCAAGUUGCUGUCAAGUGGGACUUGCACAGAUCAGUUGUUUGUAGAAUAUGGAAGCAGAAGGAUAAGCUUUUGUCUGAUUAUGAGGAUGGCCAGGCAAAGAGCAGUCGCAAACGCAAGCGGGAGGGGAAAGCCCCUGAUGUCGACAGGGCACUCUUUCACUGGCUCAAGGCAAAGAGGGCAGAAGGAGCUUUGCUUACAGGACCUAUCAUCAAGGACAAGGCCCUCCAGCUUGCUGCUGCAGCUGGACUCAGUGACUUUAAGGCGAGUGAUGGUUGGUUCAGCAUGUGGAAGAAACGAUUCAACAUCACAUACAGAAAGGAGCAUGGAGAGCAGCAGUUGAGGGACAAGCUGUCAGCUGUGCAGUGGCAGACUCAGAGACUUCCUCAGGUCCCUGAGAAGAUUUAUCUAGCUGACAUCUACAGUGCAGACAAGACUGGGUAUUAUUUGAAGGAGCUCCCUGGCAGUGGACUCAGAAUAAAAACAGAGAAGCUGGAAGGUGGUACUAUUUCCCAAGACAGAGAUUGUCUUGGUCUCUCUCCUGAAGAAUGGCAGGAUGUAAAACCAAAACUAAUUUCCAGCUGCUUCAAAAGGGGCAAGGUAAUAAAGUUUCACGCGGUGCCAGGGGAGGAGGAGGGAGGCAGGGAUGCAGAAGAAGGUGUUGCCCCCCCGAACGAUAUUCCACUCACGAGUAAAAUGACGGAAGAGAGUGUGGCGGAUGCUGCAGCUAGGGAUGAGGGUGUGCCCGGGUUUGGAGAGCCAAGCGUUGGGGAGUUCGUUGGCACUGCUGCCACUAGACCAGAGAAACAUCUGUGGGUUGAAAAGACUGAUGAUAAGGGGACAGAACAAGUGGGUGAGCGUGAUCUUGAUGAAAUUCUACCUCCCACAAAUGCAGACGUGUUGAAGGCUUUGAGCAUGGUUUGGCACUUCUCACGGCAAGAAAGGCUGGGAGACAAGGUUUAUAGGUCCCUUCAGGACAUCAAAUCCCAUCUCCAAAACAAAAUGGCAGCAGAAGCAGUGCGAAUUAACAGAGUUCUUCCCCAAGAUACCUUGAGUUGAUCCUUUUCUGAUUUCAGCAGCCUGGAAUUACAAUGCACUUUGUGGAGCAUGACUUUAAUUUAGCUUGUGUUGGUUGUCAAUAGUGGUGGCUUGGUGGUUGUUUGAACCAAAAAA